GGACAACUAUCAAGUUAAUAUUUUUUAACUAAAUCGAAAAUAUUCACGUGUUUUAUAGAGAGCAUCGGAGGCUUUAGGAAUUUCACGCACGACUGUGCAAAGAAUCAGUUCUAGAGGAAUCGUGAAAGAUGAAGAACAAAAAGCAGCAACAAGUCACAGAAUUGCUUUGUCCCGUGGAAUUCCUGCUUAUAAGAUACAUGAACAUACAAUUAGAACACGUAUUUAUUCAAUGUAUGCUGCAGGUAGGCUACAAUAAAUUUAUUAUUGUUUAAUAUUAUAUGUAUCUAAUUUUUCACUGUAUGGGAUUAUAUAGGGGAACAUAUUACAUUACAAACUUUGCAAGCAAACCUUCAAAACAUUGAUGAUGUUCAGUUGUCUCUGACUAUGUUGGGGAAAGGACUUAAAUAUUUGCAGUUUAGAUGGCAAAGUUGCAAGCAUUCUAACAGGAAGUAUUUAAUGGAGCAGCCAUAUAUUGCACAGAAGAGACUGCAAUUUUUACGACAAUAUAAAGAAAAUCAAAUCUCUGAUUGUUCUUUCAGACCAGUAUUUCUUGAUGAAACCUGGAUUUACAGUAAGGGUGGAUUUAGAAAGAGCUGGCAAGAUGGCAGUCUACAAACAGUUCGUAAAACAUCUGGAGAAGGAGUAAGGUACAUGUUUUUUACAUAUUCAUUGGUUCACUUAUAGGUCAGUUAGAAGGGAACAAAUAGAGAUACAAACAAUAAUAUAUGAUAACUGUUAAGUUGUUUCUAGUAAGUAACAUAUGAGCCAUGCACUGCACAACUCAGUUAACUCCACUUUUAAAAAUUUUUAAAUUUAAGUGUAAAACCAAUUGUAAUAUUCAAACAGUUUUCCAAAAAAUAGACAAAUAGACAAAUAAUAACCUCUGAUGUUUGGAAAAUGUUAAGUUAUUAAUAUACCAACUGGAUUUACACUUAAAUUUAAAAUUUUUCAAAAUGUAUUGUUCAUCACUUAGACAAGGAAAGGGGGGGACGGGCAUUACCAGUAGAAAUUUUGUGAUGGAAAAUCGCUAGGCUCCAUGCCAAGGCCGUUUGUGAAAAGUGAUUCCUAGUUCUUUCUCUCAUUACAGAUCUUAGAAUUGUAAGCACAACAAAACACCAUACUUAAAUAAUAAUUAUUUCAAGUCUUUAAAAAGCUUUUUACAGCACAAAAUACAAAAAAACACACAAUUUUUAGGAGCCAAUCACAAAAUUUGAUAUUGGCCGUAGAUGUCGAUUACGCGUCCCCUCUCUUUGCUUGUCUAAGGUGCAUGAGCAGUAAACAGCUGAUAUAACGAUAAUGUUUCUAACCUAAAGAGUGAAUGCAAAGAAAAACAUAAAACGUUACAUCUGCAUAGCAACAAGUGUGCACCAAUAAAUGCAUGGGAUUAUAUAGAUUACAUUGUAGUUUAACUGUAAAGAAAUGUACCUUGUACUUCAUUUUUGGAUGAACCAUCUCUGAUUAUAAUGGAUAAUGCUCCAUACCACAGUACCCUUUUCGAGAGAACUCCAAAUCAGAGUUGGAGUAAGGAAUCCCUGAUUAAUUUCUUGCAAGAAAAGGGAAUCCAAUCACCACCUCUGGCAAUGAAAGAUCAGGUUUGGAAUAUUGUCAAGCAGAAUGUUGCACCUAAGAAAUACAAACUGGACGAAUUAGCCAAUGAGAAAGGACAUCGUGUGUUGAGACUUCCUCCAUAUCAUUGUCAGUACAAUCCCAUCGAAAUGGUAUGGUCAGAAUGCAAGCGCUACUAUGAUGCCAAGAUUAGUGCCAUUCAUCCUGUUACAAGUGAUGCAGUAUUAGGUCUUUGGAAAGAAGCACUUGAGAAGGUUACACCAGAGAAAUGGAAGAAUUAUAUCAGACAUACCAAUAGCAUAAUCGAUAAAGCCUGGGCCCAAGAACAACUGAUUGAUGCCUCCGAUAUUCUACCUGUAAUUAUCGACACGAAUGAUUCCGAUUCAGAUGAGGACAAUUAUUUAACUGAGGGAGAAGAAAGUGUGUAGUGUUUAGUGUCUAGUAUUAUUUUUCAUACAUAUUGUUUUAUGUUGUACAGUGUGAGUCAGUGACAGAGUAAAGAGUAAAUUUAAUUAGUAAAUUAAUUUUAAAUAUAGAGGGGACUCCAAAAAGUGAGGCAGAUAUAUAUUAUAAAUAAUGUUAUAUACCUAGAACUAAUAGUUUUCUUAAUAUUUAUUUAAAAAAAUGUGUUAUGCCAGCACCGACAUGGUAGUGGCAUUGUGUAAAAACUUUUCUAUGCUAAUCACUGGUAUGAAAGUAUUUACAUAUUGCCACUACCAUGCCAGUGCUGGCAUACCAGUUAAAUUGGCGAUAGCUACAGUAUAUAAUAAAUCAACAAUCAAUCUUUAUAUACAAAGGUUAUAGAAUUUUGGGCAGAAUCUAAAUAUAAAAUAAAAAAUUAUUGUAUUGGGUGUUACAUUAAAAAAAUAUUAUAUCUGCCACACUUUUUGGAGUCCCCUCUUAUUUAAAAUUAAUUUUAAAUUGUGUACCUGAUAGCACAGGAUCAGGUUGCAGGAUUAUUAAGCUCAUAAUGUAAUUAAAAUAUAAUUUUUAUAUAUAUUUGUGAAUAGGGUAAUACACUUUUAACGGGAUGCCAAUCAAAAAGUGGCCACAAAUAGGGGUUGCCACAGUUCGAAGUCGUUCCUACUACUUUAUCCGGGUCCGGCAACAGUGAGUCAGGCAUCUGUUGCUCCUAUAAUAAAAAAAAUUGUAUGAAUGCAAACUGAAAGUAUGUAUUAGGAAGUAUUUCAUGAAAAUAUUUUAACUUCUACAGGGUGGGUCAAAAAAGUAAGCGAAUCGGAAUGAUUUUUUUA
Sitophilus oryzae (rice weevil) is the source of this 2819-nucleotide messenger RNA. RefSeq lists its product as uncharacterized. Lineage: Eukaryota; Metazoa; Arthropoda; Insecta; Coleoptera; Curculionidae. The transcript is spliced from 4 exons. The record is from RefSeq and is a predicted model, not a curated record. Gene Ontology annotation, molecular function: nucleic acid binding. The coding region runs from base 1464 to 1994 and encodes 176 amino acids.